AUGGAGACUAGUCCUAUUCAUCAGACAUGUUGGGUGGAGAAGGACCAAGACGGCGCAAAUUACACCUACUACUGGCUAGGUCCGGACCAACGAAGAAUUGCUGAUGGUAGCAAUCUGACCGUGGAUUACGCUUUGCGCUCUCGCCAUUCAGGAGCCUACACGUGUGUCGCUAAGUCCAUGCAGGCUGCACAUCGCGAUCUAGAGGGCACCAUCUUCGUUAUUGUUUCGCGUAAGUCUCACUUACAUCGCAUUAGCAAAAGUUUCCUAUAA
This is a messenger RNA of Hydatigera taeniaeformis, 270 nucleotides long. NCBI's taxonomy places the organism in Eukaryota, Metazoa, Platyhelminthes, Cestoda, Cyclophyllidea, Taeniidae. The record is from the annotation of a GenBank genome assembly.